GUAUAGAAGCCAAGGUGGGAAGCUCCCCCUUCCUGAAGUGUGCCACCCAGUUCCCUCUGAUCCUCUGGCACCCGUACGCCCGGAGCCAGUCCUUCUGUGUGGUGACGGAGGCGGAGCAGAGGAAGUGGCAAGCCGUGCUCCAGGACUGCGUCAGACACACUAAUGAUGGUUUGACAGAGGACAAUAAAGUACAAACUCCAGCCUUCACUGAUGCAGUACGACUCUAUCGCCAAGCUCAAGGGCACUAUGGCACUUGGGAGAUGAUGUGUGGUGUACCAUCACAGGUAAGCAUGGCA
Molecule: messenger RNA, 296 nt
Organism: Notothenia coriiceps (black rockcod)
Lineage: Eukaryota; Metazoa; Chordata; Actinopteri; Perciformes; Nototheniidae
Product: niban-like protein 1
Exons: 2
Source: RefSeq, a predicted model, not a curated record